GGAGGCCUGUUGGGGGCAGCGCUGGUGCGGGUCCGCGGUGGCGGGGGGCGCGGGUCCGCGGGGCCCUUGGCCUUGUGCCGGGCCUGGCCCUUGGCGGGCGAGGAUGCUGCAGUCGCUGGCGGGCAGCUCGUGCGUGCGGCUGGUGGAGCGGCGCCGCUCGGCCUGGUGCUUCGCGCUCCUGGUCCUGGGCUACCUGCUCUACCUGGUCUUCGGCGCCGUGGUCUUCUCCUCGGUGGAGCUGCCCUACGAGGACCUCCUCCGGCAGGAGCUGCGCAAGCUGAAGCGGCGCUUCGUGGAGGAGCACGCCUGCCUCUCCGAGCAGCAGCUGGAGGGCUUCCUCGCCCGCGUCCUCGAGGCCAGCAACUACGGCGUCUCCGUCCUCAGCAACGCCUCCGGCAACUGGAACUGGGACUUCACCUCCGCCCUCUUCUUCGCCAGCACCGUCCUCUCCACCACCGGUUAUGGUCACACGGUGCCUUUGUCUGAUGGAGGGAAGGCCUUCUGCAUCAUUUAUUCUGUCAUCGGCAUCCCCUUCACGCUGCUCUUCCUGACAGCAGUGGUGCAGCGCAUUAUAGUCUAUGUCACCAGGCGGCCUGUGCUGUACUUCCAUAUUCGCUGGGGUUUCUCGAAGCAGAUAGUUGCCAUCAUCCAUGCAGUGAUCCUGGGCUUUCUUACCAUCUCCUGCUUCUUCUUAAUCCCAGCUGCAAUAUUUUCUGGCCUUGAAGAUGACUGGAACUUCCUGGAAUCUUUUUACUUUUGCUUCAUUUCUCUGAGCACUAUUGGCCUUGGUGACUACGUUCCAGGAGAAGGUUAUAAUCAAAAGUUCAGAGAGCUGUAUAAAAUAGGAAUAACAUGUUAUCUGUUGCUGGGCCUCAUUGCAAUGUUGGUGGUUCUUGAGACUUUCUGUGAACUUCGUGAACUCAAAAAGUUUAGGAAGAUGUUCUAUGUGAAGAAAAACAAGGAAGAGGACCAAGUACAUAUAGUAGAACAUGAUCAACUCUCCUUCUCUUCAAUUUCAGACCAGGCAGCUUCCAUGAAGGAAGAUCAGAAAGUCAAUGAACCUUUUGUGACUCUUCAACCUGCAGUUAAUUGUGAUGGCUGUAUAAACUAAACAUGGGCAUCUGUUGCCAUCUCUACAGUGCACUUAACAUUCUUGCAGUUAGAACUAGCAACAUUAAUGAAACUCUAGUGGCAGGAAAGCUAUGCUAUAUUAUCAAUAAUUCAUUUUUCCUUGAAUGUUUAAAGGUAUGUGGGACAAACCGUUUUCUUUAGCCAGAUGUAGAUUCUAGAAACAUGGUGCAGAUGGGGACUCCUGAAUUCAUCAUAUAACAUGGAAAAUAACUUGGUAAGGCUAAAGGACAAUUAUCAGUUAUCUAAUUCAGGUGUUCUCUGUUUGAGAUUGACACAUUUGGAUUCCUUAGAUGAUGUCACAGGUGUCAUCACAUAGUUGCAGAAAUGUUUGGGUGCUGGGAUGACCUAAGCACCAAUUUCUUGGCAAGGACUGCUUAUGAAACUAAAAGGCCAGUUACUUGCUCAAGAAUUUGCAAAGGUGGGGUGGGAGUUCCAAACCCAAAACCACACGUUUGAACCUACAGGUGUCUUCCUCCUUUUCAGGAUUUCCCCCCAACUCUCUUUAUUGCUCUCUGAAGUGCAAACUCCACAAAAUCUUUUCAACUCUCAUCAAAAAUACACAAGUUCCAGCUCUCUUCAGCUGGGAUUCUCAACAUUGUGGAGUAUUGCGGACAUUAUAUUGUACUUCGGACACUCUCUGUCAAAGUGAUCAGGGGCAGAAAUGGAGAAAGUGAUCAGAUCAAAUAGCAAGGCCCUCUUUUGGUAAGGUUUGUACCUUUUUCUUUUAGAGUCACACUUGAAUCAUGAUAGAUCUCUCCCUCCUAAACCCAUUAUUUAUUUUCUUACACAUGUAAUCGCCUGCAAGGGCUCUUAAUUAGGAUUUUUCUGUCACCCUCUCUUCCCUAUCAUACCCAACCAUCCAAUUCCAUCUGUGUAGCUGUAUUGUCUUGCUUCUUCUCACUCCCAUUUCUCCAACUUUCCCCAGGUAGCCAUGUAGUCGUUCCCUCAAGCAGGCAGCAUUCUGCCUCUUUUAACAAGUUAGUAUAUAAAAAAGCAAAAUAUGUAUCAGCUGCUUUCCUCCAUAUUCAUUCCCCUGCAUCAUAUCUAUAAAUAUUAUGGCAAACCAGUAUACAGAUGCUGGGUGGUUAUGAGUGGCAUGUUUUUCAGUACUCUCUGUAAACAAAGCAAAUAUUUUAUUUUUUAAAAAAUAAGAAAGGGCUGGUGAAUUUUGCAAGCACAAAGGGGAGUGUCAGCGGACACAUUGCUCCCCAUGGAUACCAGGCUGGGAAGCUCAGUCCUUGGUUCAUCGUCUCCUUCCAAAGCAUAUGUUCCUAGUUGACAAAUGAGAAUGGCAAGUGUUACAUCUUGUCUGGGUGCAUAAAUGGAAAGUGAAGUCUUUAAAAUAAAUCAUGUUUAUGUAAGGGCAGCUUGUUGAGACAAGACCUGCACAAGAAAAGCAGGAAUAGAACUCUUGACAGCUCUCCUGUGAGUUCACUCAAGUAUGGGAGAGUGCUCAGUUGGUUGUGCCUAUUCUUGUACCAUGUAGAAGCUUAAAAUCCUGACCAAGUGCAUUGCUUCAGUUCUGGGUAGCUUUUUUACUGUGAUUCUGGAGCUCAGCUACUCCCUUCAGUUUCUGGCUAAGUCAGGAUAAUGACAAACAGGUAUUCUAAGGUGUGAUGGAAUGUAUCUUGAAGAUCUAUUUGCUCAGUGCCAAACGCACUGUGAUUGUAUUUCUGUUGUCAAUCAUUAAAUAUAUUCCCAUUCAGUAGGCAUUACUGAGCAAGAAUUCUAUAGCUGGGUGCUUUCCUUCCGGCCUUAAAAAAUAAUAAAAGGGUGUUUUACAACUGAUUUCAAUGGAUAUAUAGGAUCAGGGACCCAUAAACACCAGCAUAUACAGCACUGCAGGCACAACAUAGGGGAAAGCCAUCUUCCUUAGCAUUUACCCACAACCUUUUGGCUCCAAUGUUACCCAUAGGCAUUGAUUCACAAACCAUUUGUUGUCAAGUGGUUUCCGAAUUAUGGUCCUAUCUGUUAAAAGAAGUAGUAAUUGAGCCAAAUACUGAAAUAGCUAGAUUUCUAUGAGAAGACAAAAAUACUUGAAACUGUAUCAUCGAAAACUCUGUAUAUUAAUUUAGUCAAUAAUAACUAGUGUUUGUUAAUAGAUUUUAUACCUUUAUUAGGAAAGUUGACUUUCUUGACAAAUGUGCUUUAAAUUUUACGUGAACUGAAAUUUAUAUUUUAAGAAAACAACUCAGAGAUGCUUCACAAACUUGGUUUGAGUUAUCGUGUAUUUGCAUGUUCUCAUCAAAGUGGGUAUUUUUGUACUGCUUAUGUUGGUUCUGUUUACAAUGUUUAACCUUCAUUUGUGUACAUAAAUAUAUAAUAUAUUUAUAUACUGUAUAUAUGUUCUAGAUGAUCAGAAUGUAACUGUCUAAGACAUUUAAAACUUUAAAGACUUCAUCCACAGAUUCAUCUCUGUAGAAAUGAAUUAAUUCAAACUGUGACAAUGAAAAAAAACAGGCUUAAAUCCUGACCAAAUGAAUGUGGAAAGGUAAGUUGCUAUGUUAAAAUCCUUCUUUUUCAUUAUGCUACUCCUGAGUAGCUUGAUUGCUGUAGCCUUCACUGUGUACUGUAUCAUAUAGGAUUUUGUUUUUCAGAGAAGAUAUAUUGAAACGUGACACCUGUGAACAGGUACAACUUGCAUAAUUGCAAAGCAUUGUUACACGUGUGUGUUUUUAAAAAAUAUGUUAAAUUGCAAGAAGAAUGGAUAUUAAAAGCACAGAACUAAAAGACAAACUAAACACCAUGUUGUGCUGUAUAUUAGCAAUCAACAUUUCAGACAUAAAUAAAGUGUGACUCUACUUGUCCUUUA
Molecule: messenger RNA, 3943 nt
Organism: Anolis sagrei ordinatus
Lineage: Eukaryota; Metazoa; Chordata; Lepidosauria; Squamata; Anolidae
Gene: KCNK1
Product: potassium two pore domain channel subfamily K member 1
Biological process (GO): stabilization of membrane potential; potassium ion transmembrane transport
Cellular component (GO): plasma membrane
Molecular function (GO): outward rectifier potassium channel activity; potassium ion leak channel activity
Source: RefSeq, a predicted model, not a curated record